Messenger RNA from Salvelinus sp. IW2-2015, 2639 nucleotides. Its product is annotated as hepatic and glial cell adhesion molecule. The record is from RefSeq and is a predicted model, not a curated record. NCBI's taxonomy places the organism in Eukaryota, Metazoa, Chordata, Actinopteri, Salmoniformes, Salmonidae.
UCCAAGGCACAGGUCUAUUCAGCCAUACGGCUGUAGUAAAAGGAACCUGCGUGAGCUGAGCUGUUGUUGGAAGUAUAGGUUAACAAUUAUUGUAUUACGAGAAGAGGCUUUGGGGGACUUGGAGUUAGAGCCCAGGCGGUGGUGGUGGUGGUGUCUCUGCAUUAGGAGCCUGGCUCAGCCUGCUUCUGCUGUGUGGCUGUCUGUUGUGUCAUUGUGACCAUCCACUAUUAGCAGAAUCACUGAACCCUUGUGUCUCCUGCUUCUACAAUCACAAAGAGCAUGUCUCUCCCAGUGGCUUUUUUAUACCACGGGAGGGAGGAAAUCAGGCCAACAAUCCUGGCCUUUGUCUGCCUCUCCCGGCAACCUCCUUCAGGCUGAAAAUUGUUGCCACGGCGAUCGAGCGAUGCCAUGCAGACACGCUACAGGGAGCAGAGCUGUGGCCGAGGAGGGUCGGUGCCAGACGCUCUCUCUCUCUCUCUAUUGCCCCGGCAUGACAUGCAACAGCCCAUCCAUUAGGUACAGCGCUCUAGCCUAUGGCGACAUGUGGUCAAGGAUGUGGUGACUUACAGGAAACUCCACUUCAGAGUGGCCGGCGUCAACGUCACCAGUCAGGCUCAUCUGGUCCGAGGCAUGUUGGGUGGCGAGGCCCUCCUCUCCGUCAGCUACACCAGCACUAGCUCCGACCAACCGGUCAUCAAGUGGCAGCUGAAGAGGGACAAGCAGCAGCCCAUCACCGUAGUCCAGUCCAUAGGCACUAGCAUCAUCGGGAACCUGCGGCCCGAGUACAGGGACCGCAUCAUGGUGUUUGAGAACGGCACCUUGCUCCUCCACAACCUGCAGCUGUCUGACGAGGGGGCCUAUGAAGUGGAGAUCUCCAUCACGGACGAUCCCUUCACUGCGGAGCGCAACAUCAACCUCACCGUAGAUGUACCUGUGUCCAGACCCUUCGUCCAAAUGAUAGCCUCCUCUGUGCUGGAGUUGAGUGAACUCUUCACCUUACACUGUUCCCACGGCGACGGCACCAAACCCGCCUAUGGCUGGCUGAAAGGGGGAAAGGUGCUGACCAAUGACUCACGCUUGCUCCUGUCACACGACAUGAAGUAUCUGACCAUCGCCCGGGUGUUGAUGUCAGACGAUGACAUCUACAGCUGUACGGUGGAGAACCCAAUCAGCAGCAUGAGGAGCGUGCCUGUCAAACUCACCGUCUACAGACGGAGCUCCCUGUAUAUCAUCCUUUCCACCGGGGGUAUUUUCCUCCUCAUCACCCUGGUGACAGUGUGCGCCUGCUGGAAGCCCUCCAAAAAGAAGAGGCGGCGAGCUGCCACGGCAGCCAUGUUGCAGAGAUCUCCAGUGUAUGUAGAGCGGAGUGACAUCAGUCACGAGGUUGAUGUGGUGCCAAAAACAAUAGGACAGGGAACACCUGGCCGUAGGAGCCCAAUGGCUCUUUACGUUGUCAAUGAAGAUGACAGUCUCAAAGGUGAGGACGAGUAUUCAGCCAACUCCAUCAGCCUCUCAGUCCUCGCCACGCCCGGUUACCCCAGCCCCCUCCCACCGUCCUCCCACUCACCCGAGGCACCCAACCGGCCUGUCCGCAAAUAUCCCCAUACCCCUGUGCCUUCGCCCCCUGCCACCCCACUCAGGCCCCCUGGCCAGCCACCUGUCAUGCCCUCAGCUCCACCGCCUGGUUCACCUCCACAUUUGCAGAGCUCUGGGCAUAAACUUCGCCCUCCUGUGGGCAUUCCCACCAAUCGACAGACAGAGGAGCCCCCGGCCACCCCAGAGGCCGACGACCAGGAUUAAUGUCUGAAUGACCACCCCCACUCACUUAUCACUGCUUCACCUGUAGAAUUCAUCCACAUCUAUCCAUGGACAUGUGUGUAUUAUCUUGUCUGUUUAGUUGGGUUUUGGUGUAAAGAUAUUUGUUACACCAGUAUCAACUGCUCUGAUCAUGGUUUUCCUAUACCCCUGGAUACGUUGUUCAUUUUUCCAAACCAAGGUUUAAAAAACAUGAAACACCGUUCAUACUGCACAUGGUUUCAGGUGUGAAUCAACUUGGACCAAUGGCCUCCAUGUAGCCUGACUCUAGAUCACUUUGUGCUUUAGCCAACUCCUCUCUGCUGUGGUGACAAUGACAGUCAGAACACAUACAGAUCUGGGACCAGGCUAACCCCCGUGGCUGUUCUGAUGAACUCAUGUAACAUCUCCACACACAUUUCUAGUACAGUAUCCACCCCCCAAAAAUUGGGGGCAAGCAAUGUAUGGCAGUUGCCACAUGGUAAGGGACAAGGGGGAUGUAAGUGACCACGGUCAAUUUACACUGGGAUCUGGAUAUGUUAUUACUUGAAAGUUAGGGUAAUGAUAAUGCGUGGACUGCAAUUUGUUUGAUUUGGUGCAUCCAGUAGACAUACUGGGGAAGGGGGUUGCAAAGAAACUGCCAUCCCAAGCCUUGGACUCAUUAUGUACAUAUGUCAAUAGGGUAUGUGAUGUUCUUAGAAUUGUUUUGGGGACCUUUUACCUCCAAAUACAUUUUUUUCAACUAACAUUUCAUCCUAAAACUGUCUUUCUAUUCCAUGCUUCAAAAUGAAGUGUGCCAUUUUAUAACCUCAAAAAUCGAACAAUAAAUGCUAUGUUGGAAAAUA